AUGGAUUUUGGUAAUAAUAUGUAUGUAUGUGCAGAAUUAAGGCCUUUGGAACCAGCAGAGGUUUGCCUUAGGAAAAGAGCAUUACGAGACGCUGCAAUAUGUAUAGGGUGGCUAAAAUUUCUUUCAACUUUUUGCUACGCAGUCCUAUUAUUCUUAACAUGUUCUUAUAGUUAUGGUCCUGUGUCUAUGGUGCUGAAAGUAAUGAUCCUGAGUAUAAUACCACUACAAAUUAUCAAUGGAGUACUAUUAUUUUUCGGAGCUGUUGAGAGGAAGCCUAUAGGAUUACAGUUUGCCUUAUGGUUAAUACUCUUUCUGGCUGCACUCAAUACUAUACUUGGAUUGACUGGUGCUAUAUAUUUCAUCCGCAUGGGAUUCCUGGCCAUUCAUUUUUUUUUAUCUUUAAUUUAUGCUUUACUGGCCUUUUCUAUCUUCACUGUAAUGUGCCACGAUGUAAUAGUAAUCUAUACGUUCAAAACGAUGCUGGGGCCGCUACCACCAGAACUCGCCUGUGUUUCAGAUCUACCAGAUGAUGACAGAAAAGUUAGUUAUAUGCUAUGCCAAAAUAAACGAUAA
This is a messenger RNA of Arctia plantaginis, 573 nucleotides long. Lineage: Eukaryota; Metazoa; Arthropoda; Insecta; Lepidoptera; Erebidae. The record is from the annotation of a GenBank genome assembly.